CGAGGACUCGCUGGAGCGGGCAGGUGGAGGGAGGAGUGGUCCCGGGAGGGAGUAACUGCCUGGAGUUGGUGCGCCGCAGGUCCGGGGGCGCCCGCGUUCCCGAGCCUCGGAGGCCUGAACGCGUUCGGAACGUUGCUUUUUUUUGUGCGGGGGCGUGACCUGAGCCCGCCUCCUCGGCUGGGAGUGGAGGAGAAUGGGGAUCGCUGAGGCCUUUAAUUAAUUUGGUGCCUGUUGUUUGUUUGCCCGAGAGCGGCCCAUAUGGACACUUAACACGCGCUCACCACCUCCACUUCCACUCCCACCUCCCUCCCCAUAUAGGAGAUGACACAUGGGGUCUCAGCACUCCUCUGCCCUCACUUUUUGUCAGCGAAAGAAGGAUGACAACCCGGAGGACGUGCUGGCUGAUAGAGAUCAGGAGGAAGCCAUCGCUCAGUUUCCCUAUGUGGAGUUCACUGGGAGAAAUAGCAUCACCUGUCACACCUGCCAGGGAGCAGGCUACAUCCCAGCAGAGCAAGUCAAUGAGUUGGUGGCUUUGAUCCCCCACAGUGACCAGAGGUUGCGUCCUCAGAGAACGAAACAGUAUGUCCUCCUGUCGGUCCUGCUGUGUCUCCUGGCAUCUGGCCUGGUGUUCUUCUUUCUGUUUCCUCACUCGGUCCUCGUGGACGAUAAUGGCAUCAAAGUGACAAAAGUCACGUUUAACAAACAGGACUCCCUUGUGGUCCUCGAUGUCACGACCACCCUGAAGAUCAGGAACUCCAACUUCUAUCCUGUGGCGGUCACCAACCUGUUCAGCCAGAUUCAGUACAUGAAGGCUGUGGUUGGCUCGUACACAACCACAAACGUCUCCCUCAUUGCCCCUCGGAGUGAGCACCUGGUGAAUUUUACCAUGAAGGCUGAGGUGGGAGGACCGUCUUCCUAUGUGUACUUCUACUGCACACUCCCUGCCAUCUGGGUACACAACAUUGUGAUCUUCAUGAGGACUUCUGUGAAGAUUUCAUACAUCGGCCACAUAUCCCAGAGCACCUUGGAGACACAGCACUAUGUGGAUUGUGGGGGGAAUUCCACAGCUGCUCAGAGCCUGUUCUUGGUUCCUCGGGGGCCACACCUAUAGAAGGAAGCCUAACAUCUGUCCCUAUGGCUGGCCCACUUACCAUAUGGUGUAAGUGGAGGAGGAAGAAGAAACGACUCUCAACCCUCGGAAAGCAUCCUCCCGCACUUAGGGGGAAGCUGCCCUUCCAAGGAAACCACUGUCCAGUGCCUAGUGAAUAGUUAGCACUCAACUACAGGUUGAAGAAUUGGAUUCAGAUAUUUUGGCUGCUCUCGAGUCGUUAUAAUUUGAGAUUAACCAGGGUUCUAGGUUUUCAGACCAGAGUAACAUGAAGGUAGGAUGCUAGUGCAGUUGCAGACGUAUGGAUGUGGUUUCCAGGACACUGGUGAGCCCUCAGUGGCUGCCUCUGCGUCUGUUCCCUAAUACUGCCCCCUCCCGCCCCCCACCCCCGGCCUUUUGGAAAGGUUUUGGUAUUUCUUUUCCUUCCCCAUACAAAGUGAUUACAGUUUUCCCCCAAGGGUCUAUUCGAAGGGCUUGACGGCCCUUUGAUCCACUGGCUAGAUACGGAUUGGAAAUUUGAUAGAAAAAUAAACCCCGCUUUUGAUUGAUCUGCACUGUC
Molecule: messenger RNA, 1667 nt
Organism: Mus pahari (shrew mouse)
Lineage: Eukaryota; Metazoa; Chordata; Mammalia; Rodentia; Muridae
Gene: Tmem106c
Product: transmembrane protein 106C
Exons: 8
Coding region: 329-1111 (260 amino acids)
Source: RefSeq, a predicted model, not a curated record